Molecule: messenger RNA, 2577 nt
Organism: Labeo rohita (rohu)
Lineage: Eukaryota; Metazoa; Chordata; Actinopteri; Cypriniformes; Cyprinidae
Gene: ssx2ipa
Product: synovial sarcoma, X breakpoint 2 interacting protein a
Exons: 14
Coding region: 282-2039 (585 amino acids)
Source: RefSeq, a predicted model, not a curated record
UGCACUUCAAAUCAUCCAAACGUCUUUUGCGCUUCAGGGCAGGUGAAUGAUACGCACACGACAAUCUCUCUCACACACGGGAUCUUUAAACACGGAUUAGUCUGGAAAACCUCAUCGGUUUAAUCCGCGGGCAUAUGCUGAUCUGACUGCGUUUGGAUUCGCAGCCGAUGCAUGAUGGCCAAAUGCUAGCCGCUGUCUCUGGCUCAACCGCUUGUGUUCAGCCUUGCGUCUUAUUUGGAUGAGCAGGGCACAAGAGAAUCCCAUCUGAGCUGAAGGUUGACAUGGGAGAUUGGUGGACUCCAACAAUGAUGCCAGAUCCAUCUCUCGACACCAAAGAGCUUUCCAGUAUUUCAGGGAUCAGCAUGUCUCCCUCCAGGCAAAACUUGCACCACUCGCUGCAUUCCACCAUGGCUCUACCCAAAAACUCUUACAGUGUGUUAAGUGCAUUCUGCACUGAGGAGAACGUAUCACAGUGCAUCGCAUAUGUCAAUCAGGAGGUGUGUUCGCUAGGUUUGACUGGAGUGAGUUUAGAGUCUAAAUCAGGCUCUUUGAGCGCUGUGCCAGUUUUGAACCUGCUUUAUGAAGUACUGCAGCUGCAGAGAAGAGCUCAGCGUGCCCUAAAUGACCUGGAGACCCAGCAGCUGAAGAGCGGCAGUGAUCUUGAGCAUCUGCAGCACAGCAACUGUAGACUCAAAGAUCAGCUGGAGCACACCAGAAGAGAGAACUCAGGCCUGCAUGAGGGUGAGCGACAGCUACAGCUGAAGAUCAAAACUUUACAGAACUGCCUCAAGUCUGAGAAAGAGGAAGUACAGAAGCUGCAGAGCAUCAUCUCCAGUCGUGCCACGCAGUACAACCACGACACCAAACGGAAAGAGAGAGAGUGCACCAAACUAAAGGAACGCCUUAACCAGCUGCUCAUGGACAAGAGAGACAAGAAACUCUCCAUUGAAAUGUCAAACUAUUUGGGAAGGUCAGAUGGCAAGAGAGGCCUUUGGAAGACAGGAAAGAUGGAGGCCAGACAUGAGGGUGAGAUGUACAGGGCUCUGCUGAGUGAUUAUGAGACGCGUCAGAGGACGCUGAUGCUGGAGAACUCGGAGCUUAAAAAAGUGUUGCAGCACAUGAAGAAGGACAUGAUCGCCAUUCUGAGUCCAAAGAAACACUGCAUCAAAACAGAGCCAGCAGAUGAUAGCCUAGAGCAGGCUGGCUCUGAGGGUGAGGAGGAGAUCGGUGAGUCCAGCAGAGAGACGCUGGAGCAGUCGUGUGAACAGGCCCGCGAGCAGCUCACCAACAGCAUCCGACUGCAGUGGAGGAAGCUCAAGAGCCACAUGGAGAGACUCGACAGCCAAGCGUCACUGGUGGCGUGUCAGGAGCGUGAGGCAGAGGAGAUGAUGUCCAGAAAGGAGCAUGAGGAGGAGAUGCAACGGAUGAGAAUGGAGUUACAGCAGUGUAAAGAGUUCAUCCACAUGCAGCAGCAGCUUCUUCAGCAGCAGCUGAGCUCACCGUGUGAUGAGGAGACGGCAGCUCUGCUGAACGACUGCUACACGCUGGAGGAGAAAGAGCGGCUCAAAGAGGAGUGGAGACUCUUCAAUGAGCAGAAGAGGAACUUUGAGCGAGAGAGGAAGAAUUUUACGGAAGCUGCUAUUCGUCUGGGACAUGAGAGGAAAAUGUUUGAGGAGGAUCGAGCUGCAUGGCUGAAGACCCAGUUUUUGAACAUGACUCCAUUUGUAGACCGUAAAAGACCUGCAUUGUCUGAACCUCACAGUGCAUUAUCAGUCAGUACAGAACCCGAGGCCAAACUGCAGUCUACUCCGCCGCUCGUGACCAAGUCCCAGUCCUACUCUGUGUUCUCCACCCCUAAAGCUGCCCCGGUGAAGAUGCCCUCCACUGCUGACCUCUACCGCUCGCUACACCUUAUCCCAGAGAGCAGGGGCCACGGGAAAUGUCCGAGUGGCGAGACGCUGACAAAGUCACGGUUGCGUAAUUGUUCUACAGACUGCAGCGUCAUCUCGUUGGUCAGAGACGAGAACAGCCCCAUCUGAUGGUAUGUCAGUAUUACACUGAUCAAACACUACAGAAGAGACACUCCAUUGUUCAAGCUGUCGUAAUUGUAAGCUUUACAGGAGUCUUCCGUUCAUCCCCGUCACAGCAUGACCAACCACCUGCUCCUUUACCUCUGAUUUGCUGUGUGGUCCCUUUAGGGAUUUAGGGUUGAAUAAAACAGAUGGUGUAUUUAGCUGGAUCAAAUUGAUCUCGGAGACAAUCCUUUGCAUUUGCCACCUUUGAAUCUCAUAUGUAAAGUGGCCAAUGUGCAUUGUGUAGUAAUAAUGAGGAUAAUUUAAAAGUAUGUUGUGAGUCAAAUUGUGUGAUGUUUGUGUGAGCUGUAAAUGUUACAGUAACUCAUUAAGCACUUUUAAGAGGAGAGAUGUUAAAUGUAGUUUUUAAAUAUACUAAUAUAAUUUGAUAUUUUGAUUUGCCAUUAUUAUAUUGCAGAAACUGACUUCUCUUGGGCUACGUUUCACAUAUAGUUUUGUACUUUUAUUAUAAUUUAGUGAUGCUAAGUACUAUGUCUUUUUUUAA